GUCUGGGGUGACUAGAUGUCCUUCUUUUCCAAUAGAUGCCAUACUGUUCAACCUUCUGUGCAGUCUCGCGAGAGCUCCCUCUCUCCGACUUCCGGCUGGGCGGAAGUGCGGCCUCUUUCCCGUGGCGGAUCCGAAGCGAUCGGGCGCGUCGCUGCCAUGAAGCUGAACAUCUCCUUCCCGGCCACUGGCUGCCAGAAGCUCAUUGAAGUGGACGAUGAGCGCAAGCUCCGCACCUUCUAUGAGAAGCGGAUGACGGCGGAGGUCUCCGCGGAUGCUCUGGGCGAGGAGUGGAAGGGAUAUGUUGUCCGCAUCAGUGGUGGCAAUGACAAGCAAGGCUUCCCCAUGAAGCAAGGGGUCCUGACUCAUGGACGUGUCCGCCUGCUACUCAGUAAGGGUCACUCGUGCUAUCGUCCCAGGAGAACCGGAGAACGGAAACGCAAAUCUGUUCGCGGUUGCAUUGUUGAUGCUAACUUAAGUGUCUUGAAUCUGGUCAUUGUAAAGAAAGGUGAGAAAGAUAUUCCAGGGCUGACUGACACCACUGUGCCUCGUCGACUUGGUCCCAAGAGGGCUAGCAAAAUCCGAAAGCUGUUUAAUCUCUCUAAAGAAGAUGAUGUUCGUCAAUAUGUUGUAAGAAAACCAUUGAACAAGGAAGGCAAGAAGCCCAGGACCAAAGCACCUAAGAUCCAGCGUUUGGUAACUCCCAGAGUUCUGCAGCAUAAACGCAGGCGUAUUGCUCUAAAAAAGCAACGUACUCAGAAGAAUAAGGAAGAAGCUGCAGAAUAUGCCAAGCUUCUGGCCAAGAGAAUGAAGGAGGCAAAGGAAAAACGUCAAGAACAAAUAGCCAAGAGACGUAGACUUUCUUCGUUGAGAGCCUCCACAUCUAAAUCUGAAUCAAGCCAGAAGUAAACAGUGAACUGUGUUCAUAAAAAACUUGAAAUAAAAUUUAAAGUUAACAUA
Sceloporus undulatus (fence lizard) is the source of this 957-nucleotide messenger RNA. RefSeq names its product ribosomal protein S6 (gene RPS6). Gene Ontology annotation, molecular function: structural constituent of ribosome. The record is from RefSeq and is a predicted model, not a curated record. The transcript has 7 exons. NCBI's taxonomy places the organism in Eukaryota, Metazoa, Chordata, Lepidosauria, Squamata, Phrynosomatidae. Gene Ontology annotation, biological process: translation. Gene Ontology annotation, cellular component: ribosome. The coding region runs from base 16 to 906 and encodes 296 amino acids.